Sinocyclocheilus rhinocerous is the source of this 1552-nucleotide messenger RNA. Its product is annotated as WD repeat and FYVE domain-containing protein 1-like. The transcript has 14 exons. Gene Ontology annotation, molecular function: protein binding; metal ion binding. Gene Ontology annotation, biological process: positive regulation of toll-like receptor 3 signaling pathway; positive regulation of toll-like receptor 4 signaling pathway. Bases 62 to 1552 code for a protein of 496 amino acids. Gene Ontology annotation, cellular component: early endosome. The record is from RefSeq and is a predicted model, not a curated record. Lineage: Eukaryota; Metazoa; Chordata; Actinopteri; Cypriniformes; Cyprinidae.
AGCGCUCAGCUGACUCGAGAGGAGGAAUCAUCGCGCGCAAGGAAUCAAGGGGAAAACAGCGAUGGCGGCGGAGAUCCAUUCCAGGCCUCAGAGCUCCAGACCCGUCCUGCUGAACAAGAUCGAGGGCCACAGCGACGGAGUGAACGCGGCCGUGCUGAUCCCGAAGGAGGAUGGAGUUAUCACGGUCAGCGAGGACAGGACGAUUCGAGUUUGGCUGAAGCGGGACAGUGGACAGUACUGGCCCAGCAUCUACCACACUGUGUCCUCUCCGUGCUCCUGUAUGUCAUAUCACCAUGAGAGCAGGCGGAUCUUCAUAGGCCAGGACAACGGGGCUGUUGUGGAGUUCCUCAUCUCAGAAGACUUCAACAAAAUGAACCAUGUCAAAACAUACCCAGGUAAAACCAGAGGCUUGUGGGAAGUGAUCUACUUACUUUGGGAGAGUCAGUGGGUGAUCAGUACAGGUCAUGAUAAAAGCAUCUGCUGGAUGAGCACUCAGAGCGGCUCUAUGCUGGGACGCCACAGCUUCGGCUCAUGGGCUUCCUGUUUACAAUAUGAUAGCGAUACCCAGCAUGCCUUUGUGGGAGAUCAUUCAGGGCAGAUCACUCUGCUGAAACUGGACGAACAGACAUGUUCUGUCAUUACUACACUAAAGGGACAUGAAGGUAGUGUUGGUGCGUUAUAUUGGGAUCCGGUUCAGAGGUGGUUGUUUUCCGGAGCGUCUGAUAACAGUGUGAUCAUGUGGGACAUUGGUGGCAGACAGGGACGCACAUUACUACUGCAGGGACACCAUGAGAAGGUCCAGGCACUGUGGUAUCUGCCGCUGACCCAUCAGCUGGUGUCCUGCUCUGCUGAUGGAGGAAUAACAGUGUGGAACAUGGAGACAACACGAGAAGAGGCUCCUCAGUGGCUGGACAGCGAUUCCUGUCAGAAAUGCAGACAGCCGUUUUUUUGGAAUAUAAAGCAGAUGUGGGACUCUAAGACCCUGGGGCUCAGACAGCAUCACUGCAGGAAGUGUGGUAAGGCGAUUUGUGGGAAGUGUAGUUCUAAACGCUCCACGUACCCCAUCAUGGGCUUUGAGUUCCAGGUGCGCAUGUGUGACGACUGCUACGACACAAUCAAAGAGGAAGAUCGGACUCCUCUGGCUACGUUUAAUGAAGGGAAACACAACAUCGCUCACAUGGACAUGGACCUGAGCCGAGGACUGAUGGUCACGUGUGGGAGUGAUCGAGUUGUUAAGAUCUGGGACAUGACGCAGGUGGUGGGCAGCAGUGUAGCGGCGGGAUUUUGUCCUCCUGUGGAGUCUGUGCAAAACGGACACUUCAACACGGUGUAUGUGAAUAUGUGUGUCGUUGGAAUGCUCCUUGAUUUUAUGAAUCUGGCUUUCAUGUCUCUUAUGAGGUAUGAUGACCUGGAUUUGAGCGAACAUGAACUCAAGAAGUACCACUCUAACACAGGAAGUAUUCCUUCAUCCAACAUCCUGUUUCUUCUUCAGCCAUCUUUCUUGUUUAUCCUUUUUACCCUUUUUGAAUUUGAAUGCUACUACUGGUCAUAG